GAGGUGACACACUCGUAAGCCACUUCAGUAAAGGGUUUUAAUGUAAGCUUAUUACACAGAGAUCGAAAACAAAAUGCUUCAGUAGUAGCUCUCACAGAGGACGCCACUUCAACAUGGCGAGGACUACAUAGUCCCUGUUUGGCUAAUUAAUUGCAGAAAACAAUGAAAAUAGUACUCCAGUGCCUCAGCUUCUAGAUGGGUGAAUCAGGGUCACGGCGUUCCACACUUGUGUCCCGCCUGCCGAUCUUCCGCCGCAGCAGCAGUAAGAGACAGGAGUCUCUCCCCUCCUCUCCAUCCUCAGGCGGAAAGGGCAAUGGCGUCCACACCUCUUCGCCCUCCAGCACCAACUCCAGUUCUGGCAGCACCGGGAAACGUCGGAGCCUUUUCCGAACUCCAUCUCUCAGUUUCUCAGCUAAACGGAAUAGUGAACCACGUGUUCAGCCUAUCAACCUAAACCUCACACCCCCGCUGACACAGAGCACUGACUCCAAUGGAAAUAGCCAGCAGACGAUAACGACGUCAUCGUCAACAGCGUUCAGCGAAGGUGGUGGACGCCCCAAAUCACGCCACUCAUUUGGGUUUGGCAGCCACAAGCAAAAGAAAAUCACGCGCUCUCAGACCGAGGAUUUUGAAAAAGGAUCCUCUUCCUCCUCCACAGGCAAUCGAAAUGUUUUUAUAAACUGUAUCAGUGGCUCAGGGGCCAAUGAGGGCGAUGACUCCGGGUUCCUCGAUGACUACAGUGGUGGUGGUAGUAAUAACAAACGGUCGUCAAAGAAGAAACAGUUGCUGCCCAAAUCUUUCUCAGCUCACCACCGUUUCUCCCGGACGUCCGAUCACCACAGACCUCCAGAAGUGAAUCUGGAACCUCCGAGCUCCACCACCAUCACUCCAGGAACGGGCGGGCUCACCCCGGGGUCAUUGCCAGGUGAGCUGCUUGGUGGAGGUGGUGAGAGCUCCCUCCAGUCCCCUAUGAUAUCAGAGGACCGAACCACAGCCAUCACCCCUUCAGAGUUCAUCCCCAUCACGGAGGAUUCUGUAUCCGAGGUGGACGCUCUGCCAGCUCCCAGCCCCGGAUCUGGUGGAUCUGGUUUAGCCCCAGGAUCUGCCUCUGAGCCUGGGCCGGCUAUUGAUACAACUCCACCUGAACCCCCACCUGCUUCAGAGAACUUCAGCAUGGCUGUCUCUACCUCCCAGGUUUUCUUCACUCCAGCCCAGUCCAGCGCUGAAAAACCUUUACUCCCUGACACCAGCACAGCAAACAACACAGACUAUGAGACUGCCAUUUCCCUCUCAGAGCCCGAGACAGCUGUACCCUGCCUACCUCUGCGGGAACAAUCACUGGAAGAGAGGAAGGAGCGGGAGGAAGAGAGGAAGGAAGCGAGGGAUGAAGCGAGGGAUGAGGUGUCAGCGGAGGAGAGGAAGGAGUCGGUGGGGGAGAGGAGGGCAGGAUACCACACAGAGACCACAAGUGAGAGCGAGGCAUGUGUGGUACGCAGCGAGGGUUGUCACUCUAACCCGGAGCAAUCGGAAAGGAGGGCAAGAAACGUGCGCUCUAUUCAAGAAAGAGGAAGUUUCUGUGGUUGCCAUGAACCAAGGUCCUCUCACUUGAGGAAACCACAUGCAGCCUCUCUGUGUAGCAGUGUCAGCCCCUAUCAUGAGGUGAUGCGGAUGGAAAGGCGUCUUCGCUCCUCGUCUGAGGGGGCUGGUGGGCCUCGUAUCCAUGGAAACCACAGAGAUGCCCCGGGCAUGGAGGGAUGUGGUCUGCUCAAACACAGGAACAACUCCUCAUCAUCCAAACUAGGAAGUCUGGAUGUUUUAAACAAUCUGGGUUCGUCAGAAUUGGAUGAAGAUGAUCUUAUGUUAGACCUGGACCUUUCUGAUGAUCAGCGACAUCGACAUGUGUCCAGAGAAGACUCCAGCCAGUCCCUGGCCUCCUGUCUCAACCUGCUCCCCUCCCCCAUGGACCCAUCAGGAGAUCGCAUCCCAGGGAGGGAAAACAAUCAGAGGGAGCCCAGCCGUCCGACCAGCCUGCUGCCUGCUGACUGGAGCUCUGGGCUGGGUUUGGCGAGGGAAGAUGAGCCCUUACCUCCAGGACUGGAGACCCUUCCACUCAGACUGAUGCAGCAGGACUGCACUACUGUCAAAACUCUGCUUUUAAGACUGAGACGGACACUGCAGGAGAGCACAGAGACAAGUCCUGCCAGCAGCCUCCAGUCUCUACCCAUCAGCCCCUGCAGUGAAAAGUCCCUUCCAUUUAAGGACCCCGGCAGAGAGGAGGCCUUGCUGCAACAGCUGAGAGAGAAAGACGAACUGAUUCUCAGACUCCACAGUGAACUGGAGAGUGCCAAAGCUGCCCUGAAGAUGAAAGACUGCCAAAUGACUGACCGCGCAACACAGACAGAACACAUGGGGCCAGAGACCAGUCAUCUCGGCCGGUGGUCAGGACUAGGCAGCAGCAGCAGCAGCAGCAGCCUGGCUUCAAGGGACCGAAGGGUAGUGCGGGGUGUGGGGGCAGCACUCGGCGGGGACCUCUGUAACCAGCACCUUCCUCACCACUAUCCACCUCUGCACGGCCGUCCUCCUGCCUCUGACCGAUACACUGCCAGGGAGGAGUGCCACUGCUUGGGGGUCUUGGCACAGUCCACAGCCCGUAACCCUGCUCCAAAUCUGGCUCCGAGCUCCUCCAACUUGUCCUGUGCCACUUCUGCAGUGUCAUCCCAAGCCUCACUUACUACUCCAGCCCAGCUUCAAGUUUCACACCUGGGCCUUAGUCCAAAUCAAUGCCCGGGCUCCUUUUCAGCGGCUGCUAAUCACAACGCAGUUCCAUCUCUGUCCUCCAGGCAGCCAGAGGGAGUGUCGUCCUCUGCAGAGUCUUUAACUCCAGGAGGAGGAGGUGGAGUGAGUCUGUCAGGUGGGGCAAGGAGAGGAGGAGGAGGAGGAGGAGGAGGAGGAGAGCACCACCCCCUGAGCCAUAUCCCCCGUGCAGUCGGGGCCAGCGUCUCCUCAAGCCUCCACAGUCUUGCGAGCAGAGGGAGCCCCUCCCCAAGCAUCUCAUCGUCCAUCCAAGCCUCCCCUCCACCUCCUACUCCGUCCCCAGCUUCCUCUUCCUCAUCCUCCUCUUCCUCCUCCUCGUUUACGGGUCGUUUAGGACAACCACCUCGAGGCCCUCUGUCUCUGCAUAGCUACAGUCGUAAAAACGUCUUCCUCCAACAUUCCCUACAGACUGCAGAACUGCAAGCUCUGACGCAGAGAGACAGUUGAGGGCGCACAAACAUUUACAGCAUCCGUAUUGACUCGAGCGACGAAAUGUGUGACUUUAUAGAAAAAAACUGCUGCUCCUUUGGUACAAGUUUCUUGUGCUCCACUGUCGCGAUGUUCCCCUGAAUCAUCAACCACACGCGCUUACAAUCAUGCUCGUCUCUCUUUACAAUCCAGACCAGCCCUUUGCUGACAUUUUGUUCUUAGAUUCGCUCGCUUAAACUCACUCGCAUGCGAGGUUACACACACAUAUCAAGCUUUGAGUACGAAAAAGGCACUCACCCGUCUAUCAGAACUCCCACGGUGUGUCAUGCUGACAGUUUAGAUGUGCUUACGCCCACAGACACACAAAGUGCACAGAGACUCGCAACCUCAUAUCCAUGCACACAAACACAGCGCUAGUCGCACACACGCUUAGAUACACACUCUCACGCAGAGACAUCAUCUGUGAUAUCUCUGCCUCACAGUCUGCACAAAUAACAGGGCGUUAAAGCUGAACGCAGAGAUGAGGCUUGCAUUUGUGUUAAAGAUUAAUUUUUUUAUGCAGUUAUUUAAUCAUUUUAAAAGUUAAACCAUGUGCUGCUUAAUGAACUAUGGGACUGACCCUAAUUUGCGCCGGUAAGGAUAUACUCUCACAUUGCCAAAUCCUACUGUACAUCAGAUCAUUCCUCGAUGUCUGCCGACAAAAGUCCAGAUGAAAAGACAAAUGUUCCAUCACCCUUUUACUGCAUGCUUUUUAAAAUUGAAGGAGAAUACAGGUGAGCAUUUUUUUACUGCAUCAAAAGCGGGAUCUAGGUGACUUUUAAAGUCUUUUGAUAACGUUUCAGUAUCAACUCUCACCUCAGUGUUUCAAGAAGGGAAUCAAACAUGCCAAAACCUCUAAGACAUGAGCCUAUCGAGUGUUUUGAGAUGGAAUUGUUCAUUCUUCUGCUUACAUAAAUGAGACAUUAGAAAUACUUUUGGCUUAAUACUGGACCACCGUUUUUGUAAAAGUACAAUGUUGCAAUAUUAUCCACAUUAUAUACAAGAGUUAGUGUGUAUCUGCUAUGUUAGAUUAGUACAGUACAGAAAUGAAGAGUUUCAUUCUAAAAGUAGAUAUCUGGCAUUUGAAUAAUUUGGCACUUAUGAUGACAAAAUGACACUUAAGUAACUAGCAUUACUGGACCCUUAGCUAACAAAAUCAAAACACAUCAGACAAUGAGAUUGAGCAGAGCAAGAUUUCUAAGAUUUGGCAGAACCAGCAUUAUCUAUUUGUUCCAAAAUGGGGAAAAAAAGCAUCAGGUUUUGGAAUGAAGCCCUUCAAAUGUUCUUUAGGACUGGGUAUUUACCCGAGUGGUGCUUUGCUAAAUGACAUAAUCAAUAUCCAUUUUUAGGAUUCAAAAGGAAAAAUGUUUCAAAUAAUGGCAUUACAGUUAGCUGACACGUUUUCUAUGACAGAUUCUGUCUCGGGAAGAAAGUGACAGAGCAAAUAUUGCACAGAAAGUUGUUUACCUGAUCGAAUAAUGAAAAGAAAGAAAGAUGAUUGUACAAACUGUCCCAUUUGGAAAAGCAUCAGCACUGAUACCCGGUCGUUAAAGGCUAGCCUUCUUUUAUCUUCCUGAUCUCAGAUGUGCUGGUUAUCUUUUUAAAAAACUCAUCCAACGAGAUGGCAUUUGGUACAAUAAGGGUAGUAGUUAUGUUGUUUUCGGACAGUAGGAGGAUUCAUAUCUUUUGAGUGAGAUUUACAUCUAUUGUAACUGCCAUGACCUGCUGAGUCGUACAACAUUAUUCACACUUUGAUAAGUGAGAAAACCCACCAUUUCUGGAUCUGUGAACAACUGGACUGCAUAACAACCUCUUCAAUCUGCCACUGUUGAAUAUAUUUGCUCUGUUGA
Sebastes umbrosus (honeycomb rockfish) is the source of this 5132-nucleotide messenger RNA. RefSeq names its product coiled-coil serine-rich protein 1 (gene ccser1). The transcript has 11 exons. The record is from RefSeq and is a predicted model, not a curated record. The coding region runs from base 196 to 3261 and encodes 1021 amino acids. Lineage: Eukaryota; Metazoa; Chordata; Actinopteri; Perciformes; Sebastidae.